Periophthalmus magnuspinnatus is the source of this 2159-nucleotide messenger RNA. Its product is annotated as pyridoxal kinase-like. NCBI's taxonomy places the organism in Eukaryota, Metazoa, Chordata, Actinopteri, Gobiiformes, Gobiidae. The transcript is spliced from 11 exons. The record is from RefSeq and is a predicted model, not a curated record. Gene Ontology annotation, biological process: pyridoxal 5'-phosphate salvage. Gene Ontology annotation, cellular component: cytosol. Gene Ontology annotation, molecular function: pyridoxal kinase activity. Bases 203 to 1138 code for a protein of 311 amino acids.
GUGCGUAAACAGCGUAAAUGUCAGCUGCAGUGGCGCGUCUUCUCCUCCUGCCCUUCACCUUCCCCGCUGGACUUCCUCUUCGCUCACACAUGCCUCGUCUCAUCGUGUCACGACCACACCGUGUGCACCACGUCUUAAUGCCGCUUUAUUAGGGUCUUGUGCGUUUUGUUUUUAAAAUUGUAUCCGUGAAAAGGCCGCGCAGAUGGAGUGUCGAGUGCUGUCCAUUCAGAGUCAUGUUGUCAGGGGAUACGUAGGGAACAAGUCGGCGACAUUCCCUUUGCAGGUUUUGGGGUUUGAAGUGGACUCAAUAAACUCAGUGCAGUUUUCUAACCACACAGGUUAUGGCCACUGGAAAGGUCAAGUCCUAACUGCAGAGGAGUUGAAUGUUCUUUAUGAAGGAAUCAAGCUCAAUAAUGUCAACCACUAUGACUACAUCCUCACAGGGUACAGCCGAGACACGUCCUUCCUGGAGACAGUGGUGGAUAUUAUAAAGGAGCUCAAGAGGACCAAUCCCAAACUGGUGUAUGUUUGUGAUCCUGUUAUGGGAGAUCAAGGUGCUAUGUAUGUUCCAGAGAAUCUACUGCCAGUGUACAGAGACAAAGUUGUGCCUUUGGCUGAUAUCCUCACGCCCAAUCAGUUUGAAGCGGAGAUUUUAACUGGAAGGAAAAUUUACUCAGUAGAAGAUGCAAUAGAGGUGAUGGACUUGCUUCAUAAAAUGGGCCCAGAGACUGUGGUCCUGACCAGUACAGAUCUGCCAUCCAUACAAGGGGACCAGUUUUUAGUGGCUCUGGGAAGUCAAAAAACAGUUAAACCAGAUGGGAUAAAUACCACUGAGAAAAUCUGCAUUGACAUCCCCAAAGUGGAUGCUGUGUUUGUGGGCACUGGGGACCUGUUUGCUGCUAUGUUGCUCGCAUGGACUCAUCACCAUCCAAAGGAUCUGAAGUCUGCCUGUGAGAAAACCGCCUCUGUCAUGCAUCAUGUCAUCAAGAGAACGAUUAAGUACGCCAAUGAGAUGGCUGGCCCCGGGAAAAAGCCAAAUGCAGCACAACUGGAGCUAAGGAUGGUACAAAGCAAAACCGACAUUGAAAACCCUGCUGUUGUUUUAGGAGCUCGAGUUAUACAGAAAAAAAGUCAGUGAAGGUUUGGUGUUUUAGUGCGACACAUGUAGGAUUUUCUCAUCAAAGACUGUCUAGUGACUUUGCCUUACCGACUUGAAAACAGGUGCCACUAUGUUUCAAUAAAGUGGUUAGUAAUAAUUUAAUUACAUAAUCCACUAAUCCAGUCACUGUCAUUCUAUGGAUUAUUAUUCAUCCAUAUUGUGAUAGUACACCCACCCAACUUUAAACUUGUUGUAUUUUAUAUUGCAUAUCUUCAGCAUAGUCAAAACAAAUUACAGAGAAAUGAUUUAACUGGGUACUACAAAAAAAAUAUAUAUAUAUUUGUUGCAUCCAUUUGCAUCAAAGACUCAAGGUUUAUAAGCACAUUCCAACAAAGAUUAUAAAAAUGACAAAUGCAGAUCAGGUUAGAUUGUCGUCACAAAGUGAAUUUGUAUAUUUGUUUACACCAGAUGCCCUUCUGUCUGCAAUCCAUUUAUUUAGGCAGGUGACUGACACAAAUAUGGCUUGGUCCCCCUUUCCUUUGAUCAUCACACAAAAUGUGCUUACAAAUACUUCUGUGUAGACAUAAUUAUGAGCUAAACUAGAUGCCAUUAAAUUUAUUUUUUAUGCACAAAUAUAAAUCAAAUAAUAGGCCAGGUAGUUUGAUAUGUUUAUUACAUUUAUUCUUAUAACAAAUUAUUAAUAAGUCUAAUUUAUUAAUAAUUGUUUACUUUUACUAGUUUAUUAAAAAUCCUUUUUUUACGUAUACAGUAUUGAAUGAAGUAGUGAGAUACUGUAUACCAUGAUAGAUCUAUGUCUUAACAUCUCAAAUUGAGGUACUUGCACAAUGACAUUUAAUAUAGGGUUUACUAUUAUUUUUUUCAUAUCUCAUUGAAAGAGUUGGUAUGAAAGGACAUGUAGAAGCCUUAACGGUUAGAAACUGGAUGUCUGUGAAUCAAUAGUAAUGUAAUGUUAGAAAGUAAAGUGCCAACCCUUGACCUCCUGCUCUAAUCUAGAGCACCUUAAUGAAAAUAUCGAUGAAUAAAUAAUCUUUUAGUCAAA